This is a messenger RNA of Carassius gibelio (silver crucian carp), 7678 nucleotides long. RefSeq names its product mitogen-activated protein kinase kinase kinase 11. Gene Ontology annotation, molecular function: JUN kinase kinase kinase activity; protein binding; ATP binding. Gene Ontology annotation, biological process: positive regulation of apoptotic process; microtubule-based process; protein phosphorylation. The record is from RefSeq and is a predicted model, not a curated record. The transcript is spliced from 10 exons. Gene Ontology annotation, cellular component: centrosome. The coding region runs from base 836 to 3808 and encodes 990 amino acids. NCBI's taxonomy places the organism in Eukaryota, Metazoa, Chordata, Actinopteri, Cypriniformes, Cyprinidae.
GCAGCGGCCAGGAGAGGGAGGAGGAGAGUCGACAGUCAUCUGAUUCUUUUCCUGUCCCACCCUCUACCGGACAGACGGAAAGAGUUCACGGUAAACGGGCUCGACACACCGCCUUCGGGAGCGUUUCUGAUCCGAGCGAAUGAAGAAGAUCGACGCGCAGCGGAAGAAAAGACGCGACGCCAUUAAAGCAGCGAGACGCGAUCAGCUGAGCGCCUCUUCCUGACACAGACGCCGAGAAACAAAGUUCCAGAAGCUGAGCAGAAGUUCAGAAACCGCCGAAAGGAGCCCCGCGAUGCUCGGUCCGGACGGAGAAACCUGACGACGCGACGCAGGCGAGCGCGAGAGAGCGUUUCUGAGCGCGUUUGGCCGAGACUUGAAUUGGCUUUUCCUGCUAUUCUUCUUCUGAGCGCUUCCUGCUCGGGCAAAACCACAGCGAAGCAGCAGCUAAAAAUACUGAGCUCUCAAUGGAGCGCUGAACUGAGUCCUGCUCAACUCUCCUGGACUGAUGCGUCUCCGCUUCCACCAGACACUUGGAGCUUUAGAAGGACUUUGAGAUCUCGCUAAGUCAUGCUUUCGUCUCUUUGAACCCGUGUGACGUUUGUGACUGGUGUUUUCAGAGUAUGCUGGAAGAAACGCUCUUGAAGUGACCACCCGUCACCGAUCUGGACCUUGGAGCGUCCAUUUACUCUACAUGAGGAUUGAUGUCUGAUGGAGACACGUCCACCGAUGAUUCGGACGUACAGAGAUCUGGGGGAGAGAGGGGUCGUGACGUACCCACCUGAACUUCAACAACACACUUCAUCUGAUUUCAACCCAAGCGCCUUGUAAACUCUCCAUGGAGCCGCUGAAGAACAUAUUCUCCCGCGGCCCGGUGUCCGCCUGGAAGAGUCUGGAUCAGACUCAGAAGGGUAACUUCACCAACCCGGUUUGGACCGCUUUGUUCGACUAUGAGGCUUCGGGGAAGGACGAACUCACGCUGCGUAAAGGAGACCUGGUGGAGGUCCUGUCUCUGGAUUCGGAGAUAUCCGGAGACGAAGGAUGGUGGGCGGGAAAGGUCAACAACAAGGUGGGAAUCUUCCCCUCCAACUAUGUCUCCUUCAAGCCCAGUGGAUACGGUGAGCUGCAGGGCUCGGGUCUGGGACCGGCCGUGGUGAGCGAGCUGGAGCCGGACACGGUGGACUUCAGCGAGCUGAGUCUGGAGGAGGUCAUCGGGGUCGGCGGCUUCGGGAAGGUCUACCGAGGGACCUGGAAGGGCGAGUUGGUGGCCGUGAAAGCGGCCCGUCAGGAUCCAGACGAGGACAUCAGUGUCACAGCACAGAACGUCCAGAACGAAGCCAGGCUCUUCGCCAUGCUCAAGCACCCCAACAUCAUCGCACUCAUCGGUGUGUGCCUGCAGGAGCCCAACCUGUGUCUGGUCAUGGAGUACGCGUCCGGUGGCCCGCUGAGCCGUGCUCUGGCCGGACGGAGGAUCCCGCCACAUGUGCUGGUCAACUGGGCGGUGCAGAUCGCCCGAGGGAUGCAGUACCUACACAACGAGGCCAUCGUCCCCGUCAUCCACCGAGACCUCAAGUCCAACAACAUUCUGCUGGCAGAGCCUGUGGAGCAGGACAGCAUCGAGGGUAAAACCCUGAAGAUCACAGAUUUCGGUCUGGCACGUGAAUGGCACAAGACGACGAAGAUGAGCACCGCGGGAACCUACGCCUGGAUGGCCCCGGAGGUCAUCAAAUCCUCCACCUUCUCCAAGGGCAGCGACGUCUGGAGUUAUGGGGUGUUGUUAUGGGAGCUGCUGACCGGAGAGGUUCCCUACAGAGGGAUCGAUGGUCUGGCCGUGGCUUACGGAGUCGCUGUGAAUAAACUGACCCUUCCGAUCCCGUCCACCUGCCCGGAGCCCUUCACACAGCUCAUGUCCGAGUGCUGGGAUCAGGAUCCGCACCGCAGGCCCAGCUUCUCCUCCAUCCUGCAGCAGCUGAUGGCUCUGGAGGAGCAGGUGAUGCACGAGAUGCCGCAGGACUCCUUCCAUUCGCUCCAGGAGGACUGGAAACUGGAGAUCCAGGACAUGUUUGACGAGCUGCGGGCCAAAGAGAAGGAGCUGCGGUGUCGUGAGGAGGAGCUGAAGCGUGCGGCGCUGGAGCAGAAGUCUCAUGAGGAGUUCCUCCGUCAGCGCGAGCAGCAGUUAGCGCAGUGGGAGCAGGACGUGUUCGAGCGUGAGCUAUCACUGCUCAUCAUGCACCUCAACCAGAACCAGAAACCCAACGUCAAGAAGCGCAAGGGAACCUUCAAGAAACACAAGCUGAAGGGGAAGAACGGAGAGAAGAUCAGCAUGCCACAGGAUUUUAUCCAUAAGAUCACGGUCCAGGCGUCUCCGUGUUUGGAGAAGAGGCGUAAUUCUCCGGAUAUGGGCUCGCCGUCCAUCGGUCCGCGCUUCCGAGCGAUACAGCUGGGUCCCAGUGAGAGUAAGUGGAGCUCGGUUUGGCCGCUGGAGUCUCUUCCUCUCAAGCAGACCAAUGGAGAGAGGAAAUUCACUCCUCAUCUGAGCCCCAAAAGCCCCAAGAGUCCAAAGAUCCUCCGUCUGAGCACACAGGAGAACAGUCUGUCAAUGAGAGCCAAACUCCUGGAGGUGGACAGUAACGAGGAUUCGAGAGCUGAUUUUGAGGAGUACAUACCCAUCACACCUGAGCCCAGCCACAAUGAGGGCUCAGAGAGUGAGGAAGGUGGCUUGUCUCCGUGCAGUUCUCCCAAACCGGAUCAGUCCGGGCCGGUCAGUCUGGGGAAGAGCACACACCGCGCUCUGCUCAGCAGCGCCGCCCUGCUGGCGUCUGUGGCUCUGGGUCACUGUCUGGAGCCGCAGCUCCCGCCCACACCGCCACCGCGGGUCUCCUCACGGACACAGCUGUCCACGCUGGAGCUGGAGCCGGAGCCGGAGCCGGAGCCGGAGCCUGACCGCUCUCCAGGUCCAGAGGUGGUGGGGGAUCUGAUCACCUUCAGCACAGACUCACUGCCUCGAGGCUUUCUGGACUCACUGAAGCCGCCCGAGAUCAAGCCCCUGCCGCUCACGCCUCCACCGCCCAACCCACGGGACAGAGAGCGGCCGGGGCGCAGGACUGCCCCCCACUGGAGCGCACACGCUAACGGAGACGCCGAGGUGCCCCAGCAGAGCGGAGAGCGCAGGAGGAGGUCCAGCUACGGACUCAACUCAUCACAGCUCAUCUUGGAUCUCCCGCUGUGUCAGGACACGUUUGAGGCCGAGGACAAGUCUCUGCUGCCGUUCGCCCUGUAUCCUGACCCUCGCUUGUGGAGCCCAAAAACCCGGCGUCUGGAGGUCAACAUCAUCCCUCGGCCGCGUCCGUCCCCUAACCGACCCCGCAUCGACCCGUGGAGCUUCGUUUCGGCCGGCGUGACGGACAGAGCGGCCGCCAAGAGGGUCAUCAGCAGCCCCACGAGCCCUCGACUGGCCUACCAGCCCUCGCCCACAAACCCCUUCACAAACUGUGACCCCUUCCCUUCCCCGGACUGUGACCCCUUUAAUCUGAGGGUCGACCCUUCCAUGAACUCGGACCACGCCUCGACCUUUGACCCCUUCUCCGCCCCGUUCCCCACCUCACGCUCGGCGCCCUGCUCCACCAAUGGCAGUCCCAAUCUGUCCCUGCGGGUGGCGCCGCUGAACCCGGCCGACUCUCCGCUCUUAGACCUGAGCUGGAUGGGUGUCAGCCGGCCCCUCGACGGCCCCAAAGAGAGGGUCCAUCCUCACCGGAGCCUCGGCCUCAGUCCGUUCAGAUCCCCAGAGCCGCUCAGAGACGACCGCUUCUGAACACUGUCCCGCAAACCAAGGAGAUCUGACCCAGUGUUGACCCAGUCCUGGUGGUGUGUCGAUGGGUCAUUCAGUGUCUUCCUCUCUUGAUUGGUUGGUCUUGCUGUCUUCCAGCACUGUCUCAGGGUCUUGAUGGCCUCUAGUUGCGCUUAAGUUGAUCUGCACUCGUUGCAUUGCUUUAUUUGGUCUCAGAAGUGAUGCAGUCACUGUCAGAUGAUUUCAGAAUGAUUCCUUGUUUCAGUCUACAUUGGUCUCUGUAGGCGACAAAAGUUGCGUUAUUGUGCCUUCCAUAAUUCACGGCACACAUCCCUGAAUGAGUGGAGAAAUGUUCUGCUGACCUCGCUGGUGGUGUUUGGGCAGGAGAAGUGGGCUACGUUUCUUAAAUUAAACCUGUUGAGUCAGAGAUUGUGGGAGAUCAGCCUGAAAUGAUGAAAUCACAAAGUCCUUUUUUAGAGACCAUUGUGUUGGCUCGCCAAAUGUUGGACUGAAGAGCGUUAAGCAAUACGGAGACCUAAACAUAAACCUCAUCAUCAGUAGUUUUGUCUGGUUUUCCAGUAAUAUUUGAAUAGUCUUGGAGUCAGAUGCAUUGGGAAGAAAUCCAUUUAUAUCUCUCAAACUUCAAUCAGAUUUGUUAAUGGCUAAAACAUUUUGACAAUGCGUUGAGAUGAUGCUUGUCAGUGUUGGUGCUUCUGACAGAAUUUUAGGUGGAUUUCCAAGUACAUUAUAUCUAAAUAUUUAAUCUAAAUACAUUUACUGAAGAUGCAAACUGAAAAGUCUUGUUUUCCAAUGAAAAUGCUUAAAAUGAAAUGAAUUAAUGCUUAAAACAAGAAAGAAAUCUGUUCAUAGGGCAAGAAAACUGAACUUCCUUCAAAAGGAAAACAAGAUUAUAUUUCUUACUCCAAAUUUCGUUCUUGCUUAAGCUGCAAAUUAAAUUCAUGUUGAUUGUUUUUAUUGGAAAACAUGAUUUAAUAUCUUCAAGUCUUUUUUCUCGAGUAAAUGUGUCUUUAAGAAUGCUUAGAUAUUUGUACUGGAAAACAAGACAGAUAAAGCGAUUAGGAGCAGUGUUAAUUGAUAAUCUAUGACUAGUCCUCUGAUCUAGAACAGUUCUAGUCCUCUGAUCUAGAACGGUCUAAACUGUGGUAAUGAGAGGAUGUUCUGCAGUUCAACACAUGUUGAUUGAUGUCUCCUGCUGUUCUUUCACUGUAGAUCCAUUGGAGAUCUCAUGACUCGGGUGUGCUCUAGCUCCCCCUGCUGGUCACAUUCUCCUCUCUCAAGGGUUUCCUAACAAUCGAAGUCCUCCGGGAGGAACAAUGGCCUCCUUUGGUGUUUGGCUCCAUCACUGUGCGCUUGUAGAGCAGAGCAUAUUUACAAAUGUCAGAUUAUUUCAAGUGUCUCGUUUUUAGAUAUUUUGUGUAUUUUUUCAGAUUCUUGAUGCAAUAAUAACUACAUACAGCAGUGGAACAUAAAAUACUGAUCAGUCUGUGAAUGUCGUAGAGCCAAUCUGGUGUAAUUACCUUUUCAAACCAUCAGUUAUCAGCACCGUAACCUCAGCUAGAAUAGUGUGAAUAUGUGUUAACCUGGUUCCCGUCCAGUUUGAUCUUCCAAACGGUCAUUCUUCUCCUUCAUUCCCAUCAGAUCGCCAGCGGUUUCUCAUCAGUACAAGCAGAAAAAUAACAAUCUCACAAUUAAUGUCUCACAAUUCUGAGUUUAUGCUUGAGUUUAAAGGGAUAGUUCAUUAUUUAUAUAUGUACCCCAUUAUUUAGGCACAGUCAAGGUAUCCUAGGUCUAUAUGACUUUCUUUUUUCAGACAAAUCCAAUCGGAGUUAUAUUAACAAUGGUCCUGGCUCUUCCUAGCUUUAUAAUGACAGUGAACGGGUGUUAUUUCUCAAUAGUCCAAAAGAAGUCCAAUAAAGCGCAUCCAUCCAUCCAUCAUAAAAAGUGCCUCACACAGCAUGAUCUGCAGGAAUGAACACGCGAACAACAGUUGCCGAGGCUAGGGAUUACGCUUUAUAAAGAUUUAAAUAUGGAUAUGUUUCUUACUCAGAUGCAUUGAUCCGUGUGAGGCACUUUUUAUGAUGGAUGGAUGCACUUUAUUGGACUUCUUUUGGACUGUUUUUAAUCAUUUUUUAAUAUAACUUUGACUGGCUUCAUAUGAAAGUCACAUACACGAAUGAUGGCUUGAGGGUGAGUAAAUCAUUCUUCUGUGAACUAUCCCUUUAAGGCUCAUCUGAGAGAUAUAAACGUAGAAUUGUCAGAUAAAAAAGUAAAAAUUGCAACUACACCACUAUACUGUGGUGGAAGCUAGCUUUUUUUAAGUAAUUACAAGUCUUUAUCUCACAAUUCUGACUGUUUUUCUCACAGUUGCGAAUCUAUAUCUUGCAAUUUUAGAGUUCUUGAGUUCAUGUCUCGCGAUUAUUUUACUUUGUAUUUUUUAAGAUUUUUAUUUAUUUAUAAGUCAGAAUUGUGAGAUAAAAACUUAGAAUUGCCUUUUUUGUUCUGUAGCUGAAACAUGCUUCCAUGAAAUUGCGAGAUUUCAACUCAGAAUUCAGAUCAAAGUUGCUCAAUUUGAAUAACACAGAAUUACAAAUACAACAAAUAAAUAAGGUCUGGAAUUGGGAGAUAUUGAGGUGGGAAAAAUGUCAGAAUUGUGAGAUGUAUACGUAAAAAUUAUGAGAUAUGAAUUCAAAAUUAUGAGAUAAAAAGUUGCAAUUAGCUUUUGUUAUGUAUUUAUUUAUUUAUUAUAUCUCUGUAGUGGAAACAUAGUUUCCAUAGAUUUGUGAGAUUCUCCUCAUAGAAAGAAUAAACCAAGAACUCACGUUUAGAACUUGAAAUUGAGAGAGAUAAAUUCACAAUUGGGAUAAAAAGUCUGAAUUAUGAGAUGUAAACUUUAAAUAUAUAGAAAAAAGUGAGAUUAAAAGUUAAAAUUCUGAGAAAAGUCUGAAUUGCAUGAAAUAAACUUGAAAUUGCAAGUUUUUAUCUUUCAAUUGUGAGAGAUAAAUUCACAAUGAGUCACAACUGUGAGGUGUAAAGUUGCAGUUGUCCUGUUCAUGUUUUAAUGUUGGUGAAAACCAGCUUCCACAGAGACCAGGUGCUCCUGCUGGAGAUCUGACUUCACAAACACUGCUGACGGGUUCUGCUCAUCACUGAUGAAGAGGAUGAUGAUGUCAUGUUCUGUCAUCAUCAUCAUCAUCCGCUGCGAGUGAAUGAAGCUCAUCGCAAGCAUAGAUAUUUAUUAGCGAGGCCUUUAACACACUGGAUUCAAGAGAUUUGAAGGGUCAGAGACUCAGUCCACAUUAGGAUGCUUUAUUAUAUUUUAUAUUCAGACAUAUCUUUAGGGUUUAUUAGGUUCUUCACUGGAGUUAUGGGUGCUGCAGAGGGUCAGUGUCACAGAUUGAACAGAAUUAUCUGCACAGUUUUUCCUCUGAAUUCUUCUCUUACGCUCAUCGACCAAACACUCGUCUCAGGCUCAUGGACGUUCCCUUCACUACCGAUCUGUGUGAGGGCAAGCUUUCUCACUGAGGAGGAUUCGUGCUUUAACUGAAGCUUAUUGAGAUAUAUUGAGUUCUGGAGAAGCCUGUAUAACAUCUGUCGUGUGCGUGUGUGUAAGUGUGUGUGUGUGUGUGUGUGUGUGAGAGAGAGUGUGUGUUAUUCUCAAUGGGCUGGGCCUAAUCACUCCAUUACUCCUGUGUGUGUGUGUGUGUGUGUGAGCUCGAUCAUGAGUCUGGUGUUUCUGUGUUAAAGGGUGAAUGUUUAUUUUGCUAAUUGUAAUGGGUUUUAACCUGUGGAACUUUUAAAUUAAAAAAAAUAAUAAAAAAGAGAAAAAGACUGUAAAAAGGAGCCAGACCAAAUAAAGUUUAACACGACUCUAAA